CAGAGCCAGAGGGCCAGAACUGUCCUGACCUCCCUCAAGGCUCCCUUGAGUCAGCCUCAGUUGCUUGGAAGGAAGCCAUCUGAGUCCCCUCCCUGUCCUGGGGCUCUGGCCUUUCCUGAACCUUCAGUCCUGGUAACCUGUCAACACAGACUUUUGUCCCCAAAGAGCAACGACUCAAUUGAGCAAGAGUCCUGAUGACUAGACAUUGCUAAGGGCAGAUCUGGCAAGGAGUUUGCAAACACAAAAAUGGACAAUGUGCAGCUGGACGUUCCAAUCCUUCAACAGCUGUACCACUGGGACUGUGGGCUGGCUUGCUCCAGGAUGGUUCUGCAGUACCUGAACCUCCUGAAUGACGACGAGUUCCAGAAAGCCAUCCAGGACCUCCAGAUGACGGAGAGCAUCUGGACCAUCGAUUUGGCCUACCUGAUGCGUCAUUUUGGGGUGAAGCAUCGUUUCUGCACACAGACCCUGGGGGUGGACAAGGGCUACAAGAACCAGUCGUUCUACAGGAAACACUUUGACACAGAGGAGAACCGAGUCAACCAGCUGUUUGCACAAUCCAAAGCCUGUAAAGUGCUGGUAGAGAAACGCACAGUGACUGUCCGGGACAUCCAGGAUCACCUUGCCCAAGGCCAUGUGGCCAUUGUGCUGGUCAACGCCGUCCUGCUGCUCUGUGACCUCUGCUCCAACCCGGUCAAAUAUUGUUGCUUUCUCCCAACCGGCCAGAAGUGCUUCUGCAGAAGUCCUGACUACCAGGGCCAUUUCGUUGUCUUGUGUGGCUACAGCAAAGCCUCAGGGAGUAUUUAUUACAACAAUCCUGCCUAUGCUGACCGAACAUGCCGAACCAGCAUCAAUAACUUUGAGGAAGCAAGAACCAGUUAUGGCACCGAUGAGGACAUCCUGUUUGUUUACAGAGACAGCUGACCUCUUGGAGCUGCCAGGGCUUCCACGUCCGUCACUGGCCAGCUUGCAACAGCAGCAGCCUUAUCUCAGGGCUGCAAGAGACUUUGCUCCCAGACUGCAGCAGGACCACAAAGAAGGGAUACUUUAGACCAGGAUCUAAACUGGUAUUAUAUUGUUUUGUUGUGUGCCACCUUGGGGGGCGGGGAAAUGUAUCCAGAAAAGCAGGCUCUAAAUUGGCUGAAAUAAAUACGUUUUAGAUUGGGAUCUACUCAUAGAUCUCUGGGUGUUUUGCAGUAGAUCAAGAAGGAUGUCAGAGACUCCCAAUUUUGUAAUCGCAGCAAUGUGAAAGACUCAAAAGGCCAGGAGUGGGUUUUUACAUCUGGCUCCAGUUGGUCGGCCUCCAGGCUCUAUUUGGAAAUAAAAAGUAGAUCCUGCAAGCGUGAAAUCUGCCCUGCCCUGUCUCUAAACCUACAGAGAGCAGCAUGGCGGUCCUGUUGCCAUCUUUUUAGUUUUGAUGAUGAUAAUGAAGAUGAAAAUAGCUUGUGUAUAGCGACUGUAAUAUUUAAAUAUAUGUGUGUAUUUUUAAAAUUUGCACAUUUUGAGAAGUUUUCAAAUGCAGACUUGGACUUCUUUUUCCUGUUGGCCCCUUUUGACAGGAACGAAAGUCUUAGUAUUCACUUCCACGCCAAAUUCAUGAAUUCCCCCUGCCCAAGAGAAGUUCAACACAGAAAGGGACAAGAGUCAGUCCUCCUUUCUUUACUGUAAGUGCUGACCUUUCACCCAGUUUGGGCAUCUCAUAAUCAGGGAACAGAAUAACAUAAACAGCCUAGGAUUAUUGGAUAUUGGGAGAAGGAGCAACAAGAGGACGUAGUCCACAUACGUAUACCUGCAUCGCCUGCAAACCACAAUGUGUAGAUUCUCACAGCUGCUUUUGACGCAUGAAGGGUUUCUGGUAGCCAGGACCUUUUUCAUGAGGUCAAGCCGUUCCUUCUGAAAGCAGGGAAUUAAAAGGCAUUGCAGUUGUAACUGCAGACCCUCCAAAAUGGUUGGAUGAAUCAGUUCUUUGCAUACCAUCGGUUUGUUUUCAGAUAAUCUCAGUUUAAUUCCUGUCAUGUUAAGCGUUCUUUUUUAGUGAGGGGCUGCCAAAUCGUGAUUGUACUAGGUCCUCUCUAAAGAAAUUAAAGGUUUUAAAAGUACAAGAUUGAGCAGAAUCUCUUGAUAACUUUGGCCCCAAUCCAGCACAAUUAACCUUUGUUUAACACAUCAGUUGCAAACGGCUGUCAGCCAGGAGAUACUCUGAACACAGAGUAUCCGCCAUCACCAGCACUCUCUAGCAAGAACUGGUGACAGCUCUUCAUAGCCUCAGGCUUAAUGCUAGUGUUUUAAGAUAACAACCUAUGUUUGGGUCAGAUCCAUUUGGCCCUAGAAAGCAGACCUGAACUACUUGCUAAAGCAAGUGCAGCUAGCAGGAGCAUAACUCCAAAGUCUGGGCAGGGAGGGAAAUUUUGUUAACAUGUUCGAAAGCUGCAAUUUCAGGCCGGGAUUGUGUUGAUAACAAGAUUGCUUGAAGACUUCCAAGACAACCCAGCGGCUUGGCUCAGAACUGUUGAUAUAAUUGGAGGCAGGGAAAUUUCUCUUGGCUGCAGUUCAGGAUGAUUCUAGCCUGAGUCCAGACUGUUCUACCUCAUCACACUGCACUCAUGUUUUUGGAUUCAACUCAGGGGUGUACAUGGCUUCCCUGCUGGUCAAAAAUAAACUUUGAUAUUGUAAUAUC
Molecule: messenger RNA, 2677 nt
Organism: Lacerta agilis (Sand lizard)
Lineage: Eukaryota; Metazoa; Chordata; Lepidosauria; Squamata; Lacertidae
Gene: GUCD1
Product: guanylyl cyclase domain containing 1
Exons: 6
Coding region: 247-924 (225 amino acids)
Source: RefSeq, a predicted model, not a curated record